Molecule: messenger RNA, 1591 nt
Organism: Girardinichthys multiradiatus
Lineage: Eukaryota; Metazoa; Chordata; Actinopteri; Cyprinodontiformes; Goodeidae
Gene: pgp
Product: phosphoglycolate phosphatase
Exons: 2
Coding region: 245-1177 (310 amino acids)
Cellular component (GO): cytoplasm
Molecular function (GO): sn-glycerol 3-phosphatase activity
Source: RefSeq, a predicted model, not a curated record
GCAUUUUGGAUGUCGUAACUGUCCCUUUAAGCCGGUGCGGAAGUAGUCGCUGGAUUGCUGCAACACAAGGCAGAAGGUCAAGUUGGUUCUCUGGUGAAGUUCCACAGCAACCAUCUCACCGUAAACGUGGUGUGGGUCGCGUAAGAUCGGUGACAGCCUCUCCACGUCACGUCUCCGUGGGGAUCGUGUCUGCUAGCUGGGGAAUGCUACUUCCUAACUAGAAAUCCCGGUUGUGUAAGUUUUCAUGAGCUGCCAGAUGUCUCGGUCUAAAUGCACACGGCUGAGUGGGGCGCUGGUGGAGCAGCUGCUGGACUCCGUGGACAGCGUGCUCUUCGACUGUGACGGGGUUAUCUGGCGGGGGGACCAGGCCAUCAUCGGGGCUUCUGAGGUCAUUAACCUGCUCAAGGAGCACGGCAAGAAGGUCUUCUUCGUCACCAACAACAGCACCAAGACCAGGAAGAUGUACGCGGAUAAGAUGUCCUCUCUGGGCUUCAACGUGACGGCGGACGAGGUGUUCGGUACCGCGUACUGCUGCGCCGUGUUCCUGAAGACGGUCUACAGGCUGGAGGGUAAGGUCUACCUGAUGGGAAGCAACGCCAUGAAGCAGGAGCUGGAGGCUGUGGGGGUCCAGCAGGUGGGCGUGGGACCUGACCACGUGUCUGGACAGCAGAUCGACUGGGCCAACGUGCCUCUGGACCCCGAGGUUAAGGCGGUUGUGGUCGGUUUCGACGAACACUUCAGUUACAUGAAGCUGAACCGAGCCAUGCAAUACCUGGUCCAGAAGGACUGCCUGUUUGUCGGAACCAACAGGGACACCCGGCUGCCUCUGGAGGGGGGCAAGGCUGUUCCAGGUACAGGAUGCCUGCUGCAGGCCGUGGAAACCGCAGCCCAGCGUCAGGCCCAGACGGUGGGCAAACCCAACCACUUCAUGUUCGACUGCUUGGCCGCCCAGUUCGGCGUGGAGCGAGAGCGAUGCCUGAUGGUCGGGGACCGCCUCGACACGGACAUCUUGCUGGGUUCCAACUGUGGCCUGAAGACCCUGCUGACCCUGACGGGGGUCAGCACCGUGGCGGAGGCCGAGGCCCAUCGGGACAGCGGCAGUGCGGAGAGGCAGGGGAUGGUGCCAGAUUAUUAUGUGGAGAGCAUUGCAGACCUCCUUCCAGCUCUGCAGGGAUGACACUGAGGGAUGUUCUUCCAUUGCAUCUUUCUGGGUCCACUGUCUCCUAAAAGGGAACAUUUUAUUGCAUUUAGUGUUAUUAAAUCAAGUCACAGCAGAGCUGGUGGCUGCUGUUUUGUGAUAGAAGAUUUUAUUGACUUUAUUUGACUAACCUCGUGUUUUAAAUGGAGAGCGAUGCUAUACAGUAUUGUUUCUGUAUUUGAGCAGCAGCUCUGUAAUGUUCAGAAAUGUUCUGUUUGCUCUAAAAUCUUUUAAGAACAAAAUGCCCAGACAUGAAGGGAAGGUGCAACAAUAAGUUCUGUCACUUAUUCCUGAAACAUAAACGCAGUAAAGAUGUUUCUGACUGAACAGUUUGUAAAAAUUAAAAGAAAAUCCUACUAACCUCCACAAUAAAAUCAACUAUUUUCCCAACAA